This is a messenger RNA of Triplophysa rosa, 10641 nucleotides long. RefSeq names its product SLIT and NTRK-like family, member 3b (gene slitrk3b). Gene Ontology annotation, molecular function: protein binding. Lineage: Eukaryota; Metazoa; Chordata; Actinopteri; Cypriniformes; Nemacheilidae. Gene Ontology annotation, biological process: positive regulation of synapse assembly; axonogenesis; regulation of presynapse assembly. Bases 1215 to 3857 code for a protein of 880 amino acids. Gene Ontology annotation, cellular component: postsynaptic density membrane; GABA-ergic synapse. The record is from RefSeq and is a predicted model, not a curated record. The transcript is spliced from 2 exons.
AGGCACAGAGAGCUGCUGAGAUGAGUAUUAACUAGCUUUAGACUCUCCGUUACCUGUGAGGAAUCCAACAAAGGAAACUAAGUUCAGAAUUACUUUGGAUGCAUGUGAGGAAUUCAGUGGUUGGUAUUUGUGUAGGCCUACUGGUACUCUGAUUUUGCUUUUGUUUUAAUCUUAACGAUUUAAGCUUUGAAGUGAUGAGACAUUACAUCUAUUUACCAAGCAGAUGCUUUUAUCCAAAGAGAUUUGCUGAUAUUAUUUAUUUAAGCACGUCAAUGUCAAAUGACAACCAUAUAGCUGUAAAGUAAGUAUCUGGUGAUUCGUAGCAUAAUUAACCAGUGGUAUGAGAAAUCAACAGAAGUGGGCAUCAAGUCAACAUUGUUCAUUCUCAGUUCCAAAAUAAGCAGCAUGCCCAUGUAUGAAGCACCACAUUGUUGUGCAAUAGCAGAUGGCACUACGUUUCCAUGGUAACCAAAAUAAGGUUUCAUUAAAUUGUUAGGGCCCUAAUGCCACAAGGCGUGAUGAGCAAGUCACACGAGAAGCAUUAUGGGAACAGGUUUAGUAGGCUAUUAUUUACUAACGCAGCGAGAUACUAAAAACGAAAACUGUUGAAAUUAGAGGUCGUAUGUACAAACAAUCCCAACUCGUGUGUUUAUCUAUUUAAAUUAAAAUCGUUCAAACGCGCUCAAAGCACAUCAAAAGCCCCUUUAAACCUGAAGCUGUGCGUCGCGCGCGCGCGCGCGCUGCUCUUCGUCUCAUCAUCUCGCGCAUAUUUGGAGCGUCUCAUAGCAGGGCUGCGGGCGCGCGCGCGCUCCCUGUAUGAUUUUUUUAACUUCGAAACAGAAAGAAGUCCACGGCAGCGCUGUCCUGCGAUUUAUCGCGAUGCCAACUUUCACACGCGCACCGGUUUAGUUUUUUUAACCGCCGCACUGAAACGCAGCGAGAUACGGGAAGAUCUCGCGCAUCAUCUGCAGCUCGCGCUGUCUUCACUGUUGAGCGCUCGUCAGGGGAGCGGACCUGCAUCCUAAAGCAAACCUUUCCGAGGCAUUGCAGUCCUGUCACGUCUUCGGCUCUCCUAUUUUCCUCAACCACGAGAGCGGAGAGAAGAAGUGGCUCAACGGUGGCGACAUGGCAAGAAGCAGCAGCAGCAGCAUCAUUUAAAGUGCUCGUUUCAUUCCACUGCAGCAACCUGAUGCAGUGAAGGAGCUAUCGAGGCUAUGUACGUGCCUGCUUUGGGUGAAAGCAUGUUGUGGGUUACGCUGCUAAGCAUGAUUGCACUCGGAUGGACGACUCCUAUCCCUCUACUUGACGAUUCAGAAGAAAUAGACGAGCCUUGCUUUGAGCCCUGCUACUGCGAGGCGAAGGAAGGCCUGUUUCACAUUCAUUGUGACGGCAAGGGAUUUACAAAUAUUAGCCAGGUCUCACAGACAUGGCUUAGACCGUUCAAGCUGUACCUGCAGAAAAACUCCUUACGGAGGCUCUACUUCAACAGUUUUCUGCACUUGAACAAUGCAGUGGCCAUUAAUCUGGGCAACAAUGCCCUGCAGGACAUCCAUGUUGGGGCUUUCAACGGUUUGAGCUCGCUGAAGAGAUUGUACCUUCACGAAAACAAGCUGGAAGUCUUUCGGAACGACACGUUUCUUGGACUGGAAAGUUUGGAAUACCUUCAGGCCGACUAUAACGUUAUCAAGAGAAUAGACAGUGGGGCUUUCCGAAAUCUUCACAAACUCAGAGUGCUCAUUCUCAAUGACAAUUUAAUACCCGUGCUACCGGCCUAUCUUUUCAGAUCCGUCUCUCUGACGCACCUAGAUUUGAGAGGCAAUCGACUAAAGACGUUGGCUUAUAAAGGGAUUUUGGAAUAUAUUGGUCGCAGCCUCAUGGAGAUCCAGCUGGAGGAGAACCCUUGGAACUGCGUCUGUGAAAUCAUCCAGCUCCAGACCUGGUUGGAGCGGAUACCGUACACUGCUGUUGUUGGAGAGAUCACGUGCGAGCACCCCUUCCACCUCCACGGAAAGGACCUUAGAGAGAUCAAACGCAGUGAGCUGUGUCCCACGCUGAGCGAAGCAGAGAUCGAGUCAAUUCUAGGCAUCCCGCACUUACCAUUCUAUACAGGGAGGGUAAGGCCUACAAGGCCAUCAUCCAUAGUCUCCCCAAAUCAAAACACUGUCUCUUCUGUGGAACAAAGAGCACCAAAGCCAACAAAACGACCCAGGCCCUCGAAGACGCCGCCAACACCACGCAGCGUGUACCCAAAUCAGCCACCCAUAGCCGGAUAUCAGACACGGCCGCCUAUACCAAUCAUUUGCCCUAUCGGAUGUUCCUGUAACUUGCACAUUAAUGACCUUGGUUUGACAGUCAACUGUAAAGAAAACGGGUUUCGGAACAUUUCUGAGUUAAUGCCUCGCCCCUUGAAUGCUAAGAAGCUUUACUUAAGCGGAAAUCUCAUUCAGAGAAUUUAUAAGUCGGAUUUUUGGAACUUCUCCAGUCUCGAUUUAUUGCACUUGGGUAACAAUCAGAUAUUUUACGUCCAGGAAGGAGCUUUUGUUAAUCUCCCUAAUUUGAGAAGCCUUUACCUGAAUGGUAAUAACAUUGAAAGGCUAACUCCUGAUAUGUUUCACGGCUUGCAAAAUCUUCGCUAUUUGUAUUUUGAAUACAACGAAAUUAGAGAAAUCCAGCCGGCCGCCUUCAGUUUAAUGUCCUCACUGCAGCUAGUCUUUCUUAACAACAACCUCCUGCGUACGCUGCCCGUGGGAGCGUUCGCAGGUACAUCGCUGUCACGCCUGAACCUACGCAACAACUAUUUUCAUUGCCUCCCAGUCAGCGGAGUUCUGGAGCACCUGCAUGCUGUCGUCCAAAUCGACCUGAAUCAAAACCCCUGGGAUUGUUCCUGUGACAUCAUUCCUCUGAAAGAGUGGCUGGACACACUAAGUUUAGUGGUCAUAGUCGGAGAGGUGGUGUGCAAGACCCCGGAGCAGGUGUCGGGAAAAGAUUUACGUUCUCUGACUUCAGAGGAAAUUUGCCCCGAGCUUCAACAGUCUUCGCUGUCUCCAGCCGAGUCGGACGGUGGCCUCAUCACUACGUAUCCCGGGGUGGGGCCGCACCCGCCGAAAGGUGCCAUACCGCUGUCUGUUCUCAUUCUCAGCCUGCUGGUUCUGUUUGUGUCUGCCUUCUUCGCCGCUGCGGCUCUUUGCGCGUAUGCUCUUAAAAAGCGUGAAAAGCUCCCCUUUAGGAAGCAAGGGGAAGUGGGCCUGGCAGGCAUUCAGAUGGAAUGUGGAAUAUUCACAGAACAGCCAACCACCUUACCAGAGACUCCUCCCACCAAUCACGUGUACGACAGCAUCGGCGCCCCCUCCUCGCACAUGUGCAGUAACCCGGUUUACAAAAGCAGACCGGAGGAGCCGGGGCAGAAGCAUCCUUUCACAGAGACAAACGAGAGCGGAUCGCAUUACAGAACGCUGAUGGAGAAAGAAAAGGAGUGGAGCAUGGCGAUCUCCAGUUCCCCCAUUAACACUAUUGCCAGCGUUGGAGCGCCGUGUAGUGACAUCGCUGGCUUUCAUGAAAACGGAAUACUCUGCCCUACUGUCAUUGACAGCCAGGGUCCCACGCCCAAGGUGGGACUAGUGGACACUCUUUUUGGCACAACCACCCAGUUUAGCAACGUGCCUGACAGGCACACGCACCCACCCUCAGAGUUCCCACGUGUAGAACAGGAUGCCAGACAAAAACAAAUGAUCACAACUAGCACAGGGACAAGGACAGGAUGUCCUAAUCAAACCCAAAGUGAUUACCCUGAGCUGAGGGCCAGACUCAAAACAAAGGUGGAUUACAUUGAUAUGCUGGAGAGAUCAUAUCAGUUCUAAGACAUGUCAGAUAUAAGACUGCACAUCCAAAAUGACAAUGGUAAGAUGGAAAAAGAAUGAAUGCCAUGUAAGAUGUACGGUUUUCCCUCAAGUUGCUCUGGAGGAAAGCCCUAGUUCGGAUUUUUAAAAAGUGCCUUCAUAAGAGCAGCCAGCAAUGUUGUAAAUGAGUAUUUUUGUAACACAGUUUUAUUUAUCUAAAAGACGUAGAUUUACAUUGGAAGGGAAGGAAUCAAGUGCUGUUUCGAGCAACGCGGCACAUUAACCACGUUUAAGGGAUGUACGAAUGCAGGGCGUGCGGUCUUGGCUUUCAACUUGUUUGCAUCGAAAACUUCGGAGUUAUUUUUAUUUAACCGAAAAUGGUCCUUCGGCAAUAGAGAUACGGCAGUUAUUGUAUAACUGUUAAGUGCUUUGUUAGAUUGUCUUUAUCGGGACUUAUCGAAUGGUUUUAUGGACCAAAAUAAGCUCGAAACAUGUCGGGAAAUAUUGAUCGUGUGAAAGUAAGUACCUUUUCACAAAAAGGGAAGGACAGAUAUGUGCAUAUAUUUAUUCUUAGAUUUCAGUGUUGCAAUUAUUAUUGUAAGACAUCAUGUUAAAUCAGUGUAUAAUAAUGAUUAUGCCUCUGGUUUAGACUUCCUUGAAAAAACCCACGAAUUCAAUAAAGGGUGCUAAACUAAGUCACGUCUACACAGUCGUAUAAAUUGCACACGGGAGGUUUUCUUCUCUGCGUAGUGCAGCACGUCAUCCAUGCGCUCACUGUACAUGGAAAAAAGAUUCAAAAGAACAAAGUGUGUCAAACAAGAAACUGGUAAAUUUCUUGAAAGAUGCUGUGAUAUUGAAAGAAAGAUAGUGAAAGAUAUAAGGGUGACCCAACGGACUCGAGGGGGGGGGGGGAGCAGAGCAUAUGUACAGCAUUCUUGCAGCAUCCAUCCUGCAGUUUCCAGUCCCCUGAGUGUCCAUGGGAGGGCAUCCGUUAGAUACACCUAUUCACCAUGCAUAAGCUGGUUUAACCUAGUUACGCAGCAUUGCGUAAGAGAGAAAAACAGUGUUUAGCCAUUGUGAAAGCCUUGAAUAAAGCUAAGCCUUGAAAGAGAUGAAACUGAACAUUAAUGAAUGUUGAAGUCCCGUCAUCCCACAUUUUUUGUUUUAUUUCCUCUCGGUUCAUGCUUUCUAUUUCUUUCCCUUCCCCGUGCUUGAAAUGCAAUAACCCCCUUCACUCGCUUCCACUUUUAGCUUCUAAACACCUCCGUUCCCAAAUCUACUUUACCUCUUUAUUUCCUGCAUCACUCCAGGUCUCCCAAAGCUCUACUGUAAUUCUGUAAACAUUAAAGUGAUGGAACGCCUGAAGUAUGUAAGCGCGUGUGCUCGCUGCUUGGCAUAAAGAAUGAUCGCUUUAGUUGGUCCCAAUAUGGCUUUCCUAUUAGUCCAGUUCUGCUCGAAAUUUAGCCAGUCGACGCGUGCGUGUGAAAAGAGGAUGGCGUCAGAGCCACAGAUCGUCUCUUAUCGCUCUGACCCUGUUUACUUUGGCUAAUGUUGUACUUGGCAGGUUCCAUCCUUCACAGGCAAUCCAUCAUUUACACAGUCGGAUGUUCGUAACUGCAUUUCUGCUGCCGGCAUCCAAACCCGCCUGUCAGAGAGAGCGGCUUCAUAUCCACCUUUCCUCGGCGAUAAUUCACAAAGCUUUUGUCCGAAGUGUGAGGAUAGAUAAUCCUCUUGAUGCCACUCCAGUAACCCUCAUUAUACGCCUCUGCCACCCAAUCCCAGCUGAUCUGGUAUGCAAUGAAUGCGAUGGCGGGGCAGUCAGCUGCCCUGCUACAUAGCGCUCGUGCGCCUCGCCAAGACAAAAGUGGCAUUUAACCAAGAGACCAUGAACGAAGAGAAACGGGCAAACACGAAACGAUAGCUUAUGUUUAAUGGUUGCUGGAAUCGAACUAACCGGCACUUACUUUCUUCGAUAGUAUUGUGUGAUUUUUUUAUGGGAGCGCUCUUAACAUCAAGUGGCAUCAUUGUGAGGUUAAUAAUGACUAUUGAAAAACGCUCUCAGAACAGCCAUUCAACAACACGGUGGUAUUAUAAAUUCCGAUCACGACAUAUGGCCACGAAUGUAAAGAAGUUGGUAAUGCACCGCGCCGCAGAUAAUGCGUUCCCAACACGUAAAUGAGCCACAAAGUACUUGCGGAAUUUCAAUGCGACGCAAUUAGUCAGCGAACGGUGUGCGCCGCUGCUCUCUGACAUUUGCAUUUUUACGGGAGACUGUGGCCUUUUCCUCUGGCUGUCACGCCUGUAAUGCGUCCGCUCAGACGUGCCGUCAAAACCCCUGCCCCUGGGGAAAUUCAGGGACACCCCGGUGCAGGCAGUUGUCAUUUUACUUAGUUGAAAUGCUGGACAGCUUGGACAUGGUUCAAAGUGUUCUGUUGUCGUCGGUGCUUUCUUCCUCGGAAAUGUUGUACCGAAACGUUCGUACUAGCAUAUUUGUGUAGAACUCAAAUGUAUUUCACCAUGACAUGUGUUAGGCAUGUUGUGUGUUGUAUAACCUUCUCAUGCCGAAAUACCUUUUUAUAUUGACCGGUACGUCUGGGGUAUUAUGUUUAGCGAUAUUUGCUACGUGUGGUAUUUGCUUUAACCUUUCGCUAUAUUGAAGUUGUUUGUUUGAGAAAGAAAGCAGAGCUAGAAAUGUCUCGGGGACACUGGGGUAGGGAUAGAGAGAAUGGAAGACAUGUAAAGGGUCUUUAGAGUGCAGAAGAACAUCGAGAAGUUGGAGUUCAAAUAUUGAAUUUGCUACCGGUCUUAAAGAUCAUUUCUGAGCAAAACUACUGUCUACUGUACAUCCAACGGUGCUAUACUAGACUGUACUUUAUUUCAUGCGACUGCAGAAUUUUUUCAUUCCUGUCUCACUCUGUUGUUUCCAUCGGGCCCUGCAUUGUUAGAUCGGCUCACGAAUCCUGCCUGAACGAUAGUCGCAAGCGUAGGACAUGAUAAGAGGAUAUGACCUCACGCCAUGUUGUGAACUUCUUUAAAUGUGCGAGAACAGCCUCGUGUUUGGUAUGCCUCGCGCAGGUGCAAUAUCUCUGUUUGAAGCGCCUCUGACACCACGCUGAGAGCUUUGUCUUGGGAAAAGAGUGGAGGAUGCCGUCAAGGCAGAUCGUGUGCCAGCGAGGAGAAAAGUUGUGCAUCUUACAGGAAUUGUAUUGGGCCCUGUCCGUGGUGCUGAAGGAGCGAGAAGGCAUUUUCUGCCAUAGUGUCUGCAGUGCUGUGCAGCUUUUGCAGCGCGCUGUUUCCCGCAGCGAGAGCUGUUUUUGAGCAUUUCAGGAUGUGUUGAAUCUAGUACACGGUGCAGCCAUCAGCACUGUCUCUGAAGUCCACCAUCUGCUGUAGUCCUUGGACGUAUACGAGAAAUCUGUCAGCGUAAUUGUGUGUUUGUCUUGGCUGGGAGGGCAUUGAUCUGACCCACUGUAUCUAACUGAGCAAGUCACUGUCGGGGUAAUUACAUGUUUUCAUUAAGAAAACUUGAUGGGUGCGCAGAGGGCAAGGAAAACAAAGCAAAUUAUACGUCUGUGUUUAUGUAUUUAUCUUUCAAGGAUUUGGAAGUCAUGCUUUUCAACCGUGAUAUCUGCCAUGGGCGUUUAUGGAAAAUCAUUGUAUAAAGAACUUUAAACAGCUUUGAGAUUGCUUUUAAACUGGGCUCUGCUUUUAUUACGCUGAUCCGUUAUUCUCAGCGGAGAACUCAGCUCAAUGUUUUAGCCAGCAGCGUGUUUCUUGGGAAUAUCUCUUACCUGGUGAAUAAAACCAUUAAUGUCUUCCUUCAUCUCACACUGUUUCAAGAGAGAAAGAUACAGAUGGAGACACGCACAAAGACUGAGGUUAUUUUUAAAAAUGACAUUAAAAAUGCUGAAGUUGACACAGAGGUGUUUGUGCCUAAAUAAGGGAAAAGAAUAGAAACAGACGGGAGAAAGGUCUCCGUAGCUCCUUUCGUAUCACGUUCAAUCACUCCUGUUAUUCCAUCAAUUUUAAUACUACGGUAAUGAUGGAGUUUAAUCUCGUAAUAUAACGCUAGUUUCCACAUUAAGCUAAUUACACGAGGUUCUGCUGAGAUGGAUAAGACCAAAACUGGAGGUGAAAUGUACUAGCCUAACAUUAUCUUAAUUAUUGUUUUCCGGAAUGACAGAAAUAGUUUUCAACCUGGAGCGUUUCUGGAUGAUAGGGCGUAAUAACAAAUACAAUAAUCGGGACGCUUUUUACAUUUUAUAUUGGAUGACACAGUGUGAUUACAACACGAGGAUAAUUAAAGUUUCGUGCCCUACCGGCAUGCAAAACUGAACACCGAGAUCCAGGAAAAUGUCCUCUCCAUUUCAUUUUCAGCUGAAACAGUAUGUGGAGAGAGAGACACAUCCGCACGCUGUAUUUGUUCAUUUUCCUCCGUCUUCUUUGGUUGAAAUGAGAGUGCUGACCCCAUUAGAUAAAAAACAGUAGAGCGGACGGACUGCUUUCAUUUCGAGAAGAGUGAUUAAUUACAGAGACAAUGAAAUAUAGAUCAUACCGACUAGGACUCCAGCCGGGUUUACUCAGUGUCAGGCUCUUCCAAUUUUGAUCAGAGGGAGAGAAAUUCAUCGGCGAGCUAUUUGGCACAGGUUUCCUGAUCAUUAACAUUCUCUUCAAAGACUCGCGAGGGAAAAAGUCAUGCGGCUUACCGCAAAUUCCACCCAAAAAGAGAGCGAACGCAAGCUGUGAUUUAUCGUGACAUGCUGAGCUCGAUUUAUCUCGAGAGAUAUUUUGUUUUUGCAGAGAGUCAUCUCGAGCUUGUGGCUCGUGCAAAUGGUGUUCAGAAAUGAGAUCUCCAAACCAACUCUGAAUGGAACGAAAUGGAAAGGAGAGGACCCGGCGGAUGAAAAGCCGAGAGCAGAUAUAUUUUGGACGGCUGAGAUAAAGGACAGAUCAUUAGUCAAGGCUCUUAAAAUAACCACAUGCGCAGGAGAGCACAGCACUGUCAAAUUUCAGACUUUUGAGAUCUAUUUCCACGUUGUGUGUACAUACUUCACAACUCUUACUCUCAUUUCACACUUUAGAGCUCUCUCUCAGCUGUGGAGGUGUGACCUCUAGCUUGCACUAAUGAAAUAUUAAGGUGUUUGUGUGUGUGUAUAUUUGCCUUAUACUGACAACGUGCCUUUGGGGUGUUCUGCUUUUUCAACAUUUCGGUUCUUCUGUGCUUUCUUUUUUUUUGUUGCUGUUUUUUAUUUAUUUCUCAUAAAAAACAAUGACUGAUAUACGAUGUGUUUUGAAAAGCACAGUGAAAUGCAAUAGACGCAACUCUGACUGUUAUUCAGACGCAUGAUGGGAUCAGAGUUCUGAUUGUAAAUAACACGCAAGUAGACACUUGAAAUCUAACCGCAUGCACGCUUCCCUUAAAUGCACAGUCAAAUAUUUGCAUGAUUACACAGUGUUUACUUUUCUUUAAAAAAUGGACAGCUUUAUUUGUUAGUGAAAUAAGGAAAACAAAACAACAACAAAAAACAAUAAGGUUUCUUAACAUGAAUAAAUGUCGUGAAUCAACAAUAAAUAAUAUAGUUUUUCAGCAUUUAAUCAUCUUUGUUAAUGCUUGUUAAUGUCAAUACAAUUGUUCCCGUUGGUUUAUUCUGCAUUAACUAAUGUUACAACUUUUGAUUUAAAAAAUGUAUUCGUAAAUGCUGAAAUUAACAUCAACUAAGAUUAAAGUUAAACCCCAAAAUGAAAAUUCUGUCAUGAAUUACUCACUCUCUAGUUGUUCCAAAUCUGUAUAAAUGUAUUUGUUCUGAUGAAAACCGAGAAAGAUAUUUGGAGGAAUGCUUGUAACCAAACAGUCCUUGGACCCCAUUGGCUACCAUAGAAGGAAAAAUACAACGGUAGUCAAAAGUGCCCCAGAACUGUUUGCUGUCCUACAUUCUUCAAAAUGUCUUCUUUUGUGUUCAACAGAACAAAACAAAAUAAAUAAUAUAAAGUAAUUUUUUCUUCUCUGGGAGUGACAUGUUAUGUUUGGUUACAAGCAUUCUUCCAAAUAUCUUUCUCUGCGUUCAUCAGAUAAAAUACAUUUUUGUUUCUCAAAGGUGAGUAAAUGAUGACAGAAUUUUCAUUUUUGGGUGAAGUAUCCCUUUAAUAAAUGGUCAAUUCGAAUGCUAUGGAUGUGAUAUUUUCAGUCAAACCUUGAAAUAUCAAUUCUCAGAGAAUGUAUUUAUUACCAAUAUAUUGAAGAAUCUGUUUAUUUUUUACUAAACACCUGAUGACAAAGUCCAGACAUCAGAAAAAUAUCACUCUAUAGACAAGCUUUGUAUUCACAAGCUUUUAAAGAGAGAAAAAUCCAUGCGUUAUGGAUGUGACAAAAAGGACGCACGUUUUUGAGAGACAACAUACAUUCAUUUGCCCAUUUAUAUUAUGACAGUUAUGGAUGUGAUCAUUUACUUAACUGACUAUGAAAAACUAUAUAAACAAACAAGACUUUAAAAACUUUAAGACAGACUUUACAUGUGUAUUUAAACCACCAAAUACUGACAUCUAUCAGUAUGGUGAAAACCUUUGGAAAAAACAUCUCAAGGCUGAUAUAUGUAUUUAAGGGAUCAUUUUAAUUCUGUCAUUAUUUAUUCGCCCUCUUGCCUUUUUAAACCUAUAUGACUUUCUUUCUUCUGCAUAACACGAAAGAAGAUAUUUCGAAGAAUGUCGGUAACCGAACAACGGCGGUACGCAUUAACUUCUACCGUACAGACACAAAACAAAUGCAUGUCAAUGGAUGCCGCCAUUGUUUGGUUAGCAACAUUCUUCA